AUGACCUCGAUAACCUUCUCAGGCUCGACUGCCAUGCUACGACAUCACGCUGUGCUGCUUGCUCGCUGUGGGUUGCUGCUGAAAAGAAUGCAAAGAGAAGUCAGUUAG
Messenger RNA from Pyricularia grisea, 108 nucleotides. RefSeq lists its product as uncharacterized. The record is from RefSeq and is a predicted model, not a curated record. The coding region runs from base 1 to 108 and encodes 35 amino acids. The transcript has a single exon. NCBI's taxonomy places the organism in Eukaryota, Fungi, Ascomycota, Sordariomycetes, Magnaporthales, Pyriculariaceae.